GCAACGAUAGCUCUUUUUAUCCAUGGCGGUUAUUAAACGAGUACGGGUAUUACCAACCGUACUCUGAUUAAACCUACCUUCAAGGUCGUGACAGUUACUAGGUAUACCAAAGGCGGCUGAAGCUAGGCUCUGGUCUUUUCCCUCUCCAUCUUCCAUCUUAAUACCGACUGACAAUAAGUUCAUUCGGGUACAGAGACACACGGACUAUUUUCAUAUUCAAGGAUGAAGCGGGUUAUUGAGUUUACUCUCCACGUCAACGCAAUGAAGUUCCGUUCAAAGAUCGUCUACUUGAAUGAACAGGCCGAAAUCAAUCUUCAAGACGAAGCUACCCUCCCCCACCCAUUGUGGAAGGCCUUGCCACAGGAGAUUCGACUGAUGGUACUUAAGGAGCUUAAGCCGCUGGCCAACAAAAAACGGCAAAUGGCACAUUGGGCCAGUGUCUCGAAGGAAUGGCAAUACUUUUUGGAGCCUGAGAUAUUUGAUACUGUGAGGAUUUGCUCCCUCGGGUCUGAUAUUGAUCGCAUAGGACAGAUUGUAAGAGGCUACCGAGGUAAGCUCGCCAGUAAAAUCUCACUACAUGUAGGAAUGAUUGAGUACACCGGCGCGGAGUAUGCUCAGCCAGAGGAUAGCGACACGAUAACGGCAAAUAAUCUAGCCCUCGCAGAAGCAUUAACAGCUCUAUUUUCCAUACUUUCAAACUGAGGAAAGCCUACAUCGACACCUUAUAUUAGGCUUCAACUUAGUGCUGGCUCUGUUACCGACAACUAUCACCCUUAUAAGACCUUUCACGGACAUUUUCUCCGCCAACAGG
Colletotrichum navitas is the source of this 811-nucleotide messenger RNA. RefSeq lists its product as uncharacterized. Bases 223 to 702 code for a protein of 159 amino acids. Lineage: Eukaryota; Fungi; Ascomycota; Sordariomycetes; Glomerellales; Glomerellaceae. The record is from RefSeq and is a predicted model, not a curated record. The transcript has a single exon.